Messenger RNA from Pestalotiopsis fici W106-1, 1059 nucleotides. RefSeq names its product Replication factor C subunit 5. The transcript is spliced from 3 exons. The record is from RefSeq and is a predicted model, not a curated record. Gene Ontology annotation, biological process: DNA repair; DNA-templated DNA replication. NCBI's taxonomy places the organism in Eukaryota, Fungi, Ascomycota, Sordariomycetes, Amphisphaeriales, Sporocadaceae. Gene Ontology annotation, molecular function: DNA clamp loader activity; DNA binding; ATP hydrolysis activity. Gene Ontology annotation, cellular component: Rad17 RFC-like complex; DNA replication factor C complex; Ctf18 RFC-like complex. Bases 1 to 1059 code for a protein of 352 amino acids.
AUGGCUCUCAUUGUCGACAAACAUCGGCCACGGUCUCUGGACCAAUUGACAUACCAUUCAGAACUCUCGGAGCGCUUGCGAUCAUUGGCACAAAGCGGCGAUUUCCCACAUCUUCUCGUCUACGGUCCGUCUGGUGCUGGCAAGAAGACCCGUAUCGUUGCAACACUCAAGGAGCUUUACGGGCCGGGCGUAGAAAAGAUCAAGAUCGAUGCUCGUGUGUUCCAAACAAGCAGCAACCGCAAGCUGGAGUUCAACAUUGUCGCGUCCGUAUACCACCUCGAGAUCACCCCUUCAGACGUAGGCAAUUAUGACCGUGUCGUGGUACAAGACCUGCUUAAAGAAGUCGCACAAACGCAACAGGUGGAUCAGAGUGCCAAGCAGCGGUUCAAAGUCGUGGUCAUCAAUGAAGCCGACCACCUUACCAGAGAUGCCCAAGCAGCAUUGAGACGAACGAUGGAAAAGUACAGCCCGAACUUGCGAUUAAUCUUGCUCGCCAACAGCACGGCCAAUAUCAUCGCGCCCAUUCGCAGUCGUACAUUGUUGGUCCGUGUUGCGGCGCCGACAAUUGAUGAGAUCAGCUCGGCACUGGCGGUCUCAGCAAAGAAGGAGGGCUGGCCAAUCGUCCCGGGUCUGCACAAGCGAAUCGCAGAAGAAAGCGGACGGAAUUUGAGAAAGGCCUUGUUGAUGUACGAGGCAGUGCACGCACAAAACGAGAAAGUGACAGAUACCACUCCUAUACCACCCCCUGAUUGGGAGGCUCUUAUCGGCCAAAUCGCCAAGGAGAUCAUGGACGAACACUCGCCUGCCCGGAUUUUGCAGGUCCGCGCCAAACUCUACGAUCUGCUUACGCACUGCAUACCCCCGACGACUAUUCUCAAGACGCUCACAUUCAAGCUCAUUGCUUUGAUAGACGACGACCUGAAGUGGGAAGUGAUCAAGUGGUCUGCCUUUUAUGAGCACCGCAUCAAAAUGGGCACCAAGGUCAUAUUUCACCUGGAGGCUUUUGUGGCCAAGUUUAUGAGGAUACUUGAAAUCUAUCUUAUGCAAAUGGACAUGUAA